AUGGUGGACGUCGUAUCAACCGCCAUCUCAACCUCCCUCACGGGAACAACAACAUCUACCGCCUCUGCCUCCUCCACAACUUCCACGGGCAUCCAUUCCUGCCCACAAACAACCUGGGAAAUCCCCACCAAUGACACCGCCUGCGCCAUCCACGCUUCCUCAAUAGCCAAUGCGUCAGACGUCCUCAAGCAAUGCUGCGGCAUCGCUCCUGUUGUCUCGUAUGACGACAGCUGCGCAUUCUACUGUCUCGCACAAGGGCAGAACGUGUCAGUGCUGGAAACAUGUUUGCAGAAAAAUGGUGGCGAUGUGUUUUGUAAUGGCGGGCUAAAUGCGACUGCCACUGCGGCGGUGAGCAGUGCGUCGAGUACAGCGAGUUCGACGGGGACGGGGACGGGGACGGGGACUGCGACGGGGUCGAGUGCGUCGAGUACCAGUUCGCAUGGUGCUGCGGUCAAGGAUGCGAAGCUUUCGACGGGUGGUGUGAGCGUAAUUGCGCUUUUGUUUUGCUCGGCUCUGUUUGGGGCGGACAGCACGCUGAACAACCCCAACGUCUCCGACAGUGCCAAAGAGCACGCCCGGCACGUGCUCGAGGACCAAUUCAACGACGUAAUCGAGCAACAACAAAUCCCCGGCUCUGAGUCCCGCGGCGGCUCAAAGUAUGGAUCAGAUAAUGUGACGACCAGUCGUGGGGAGCAGAGGAAUAGGACCAAUGUUAUUAGGGGGUACAAAGCGGCGGCGCAUAAUAAAGCCAAUACCGAGCAGGGACGACAGCAUGCGAGGGCUGUAUUGCAGGAAUUGGGUGUCGAUCCUGGAGAGUAG
Molecule: messenger RNA, 819 nt
Organism: Talaromyces amestolkiae
Lineage: Eukaryota; Fungi; Ascomycota; Eurotiomycetes; Eurotiales; Trichocomaceae
Exons: 3
Coding region: 1-819 (272 amino acids)
Cellular component (GO): cytoplasm
Source: RefSeq, a predicted model, not a curated record